AAAAGAGUAACGAUCAAAACUUGUCAAAUGUCAACUAGAAAAAUAUGGAAAUUGAUAACAAAAGACAUGGCAAGAAAUCGGACAAAGAAACCCAGUCCCCAGUUUUGAAAGUCUUCAAGGAAAUGAUUCAGAGAGAGAACAACGAUCCCGAAAAAGCAAAUUUGCUGAAAGAGAAACAAGAGAACAGAAAGAGAAGGCAGUAUUCUGGAUCAAGAUCCAAAACAAACAGAGUCAACAGAUCCUGUGACUCCAGCAGUUCGGAGAAGAACAAGCGCAGCGUGCAGUACAAGGUGGCUCACGAGCAGAGGCUGAAGGACUUCAACGAGAGAAGCCAGAGCAUUCCCUACCGCUGCUUCUGGACAAAAAUAUGGGCCAGUGUUGAGAAAAAGCAGCGCAUGAUACUCAGUCACUAUUGUUUAACGGAGAGUAGAGGCCUCAACCGCCUCUGUGGUCUAGUGGUUAGACCACCUGCUUCAGACGCAGAGCCAUUUCAAGGAGACAAGAAGGAUAGCUGGUGGUUUUGGGGUGACAAUCAGAAUAAGCGGUCAGAAGAUACUUGCUCAUGCGUCUCAUGUGCCUUAAAGAAGAUCGUCAGCUCAGAAUACACCUGCAUAGCCUGUCUCGGGAUUCUCUUCCUCAUUUCUGUGCUGGUGGCCUUCAUGGUGCUGUUCAGGACAGUUCCCAUGGUGGCCAAGACAGGCCACCCUAACCUGAUGCCGGGGAAGAAACCAAGGGAGGGUAGCGAUGUCUUGAAGAGGAAGAUUGACUUGAUACAGAGGGGGUGUAAAGAUGAUGAGAGGCGCCUAUGGGACGACACAUUGACGAGGCAUUUGAGCAGCUUGACGGGAAUGAAUGGAAAUGAUUUCGACGAUGGCAACUAUCGAGAAACGCUAUGA
Ostrinia nubilalis (European corn borer) is the source of this 896-nucleotide messenger RNA. RefSeq lists its product as uncharacterized. Lineage: Eukaryota; Metazoa; Arthropoda; Insecta; Lepidoptera; Crambidae. The transcript is spliced from 11 exons. Bases 45 to 896 code for a protein of 283 amino acids. The record is from RefSeq and is a predicted model, not a curated record.